Homo sapiens (human) is the source of this 1287-nucleotide messenger RNA. RefSeq names its product protein tyrosine phosphatase mitochondrial 1 (gene PTPMT1). Gene Ontology annotation, biological process: phosphatidylglycerol biosynthetic process; cardiolipin biosynthetic process. The record is from RefSeq and is marked validated. Gene Ontology annotation, molecular function: protein tyrosine phosphatase activity; protein serine/threonine phosphatase activity; phosphatidylinositol-5-phosphate phosphatase activity. Gene Ontology annotation, cellular component: mitochondrial inner membrane. Lineage: Eukaryota; Metazoa; Chordata; Mammalia; Primates; Hominidae.
GAAUUCAACACAGACACACAUAUCCCUUCAAAAACUUUUAUUUGUAUCAACAGUUCCUAGCUCUUGACUUAGCUUAGAGCUUUUAAAAGAGCAGACACCUUAUAUAUUUGAGAUUGAAAAAGUUUCUGCUAUUAAUCAGAAAUAAUCAUUUCUAUUUUCUGGCUUACCCCUUGGAAUAAGCCAAAAAUAAAACCAAAGUUACAUUUCCUGACAGAUGGAUAAGAAAACAAUAGAAGGAACAUCCUGAAUUCUAGAGUUGACUCUUGCUGGUGAAGUACACCUUCAGCUUAGUCCAUUCUCCUAAGUAAAGCCUGAAGGAAAACUCUUAACACCUAAUUCUUUGUGGAAAAAUGAUCAACUAGCCAUUUCACAGGCUAUAGAACAAAAGUACAAUUGGGCAUCUUUCCUUAUGUCCUGGGAUCAGGGGUGCUUACAUUUAACAUUGAUCAGGUAAAGAGGAGAGGCUGUGCCUAAGGUCUGAGAAAAGGCUUGCUCUAAGCAAGCUGUGGUGAGGCACAGGAUGACUAGGGAAUGGCAGAGAACAGGCUGGCCUACUGUCAGUUCAAGCAACCAGCUGAGCAGCAGCAGUCUAAAAAGCCCCAAACAGAACACCUCCAUGGAUUCAGGGAAGGGCUGAGGCACUGCCUUUCUAGUAUGUGCCAAAAAAAACAUAACUCUGAAUUGGGGCCCAGGGGACUUUGAGUUUGUAUGGGGAGGGAAAAGGAGUGAGCAGUUCUCCUCCCCUCCCCACAGCCUUAGGCCAACACAAACUGCAAAUUGGUAAGCAGCACCUUAAUACCUCUUGUGACAGUUACGGCUGAAGUGGCAGGGUCAAGCUUGUAGGUGUUGGCAUCCCCCUUUUUAUAUCGGUCCCGGAAGACAUAGAUGCUCCCGUUACAGCUGGCAAUCUUCCAGAGGGAUGGGGCAGAGCUCCAGGCCUCAGGAAGGCAAAGCCGGGUGAAGCUGUCUAGCAAGGGAUUGUAGCACACCAGGGAGUCCCCUUCAGCCACGAUGAACACCAGAUCUUUAUGCACAGCUGCGUGCAUGCGGCCUGCAAAGGGCAGCACAUAGGGCUUCACAUGGCAUUUGUCUGUCUCUGUGUCAAAGCACUGGAUGAGUCGGGAAGGUUUGGUAAAGAAGUCCAGAUCAUUCUCCUCCCCCCCUAGUAAGUAGAUGAUCCCGUUGAGGUUGGCACCAGCAGCCCCUGACACAGCCACCUCUAGCUGAGUUGUCUCUGUCCACACAUUAUCACCUACGCGAUAAUAAAUGACUGCGUUGGAGAGGGUA